Molecule: messenger RNA, 2835 nt
Organism: Australozyma saopauloensis
Lineage: Eukaryota; Fungi; Ascomycota; Pichiomycetes; Serinales; Metschnikowiaceae
Gene: SEC26
Product: coatomer subunit beta
Exons: 1
Coding region: 1-2835 (944 amino acids)
Biological process (GO): intra-Golgi vesicle-mediated transport; intracellular protein transport; endoplasmic reticulum to Golgi vesicle-mediated transport
Cellular component (GO): COPI vesicle coat; cytoplasm
Molecular function (GO): structural molecule activity
Source: RefSeq, a predicted model, not a curated record
AUGUCCGACGCGGGGUACACGCUCAUCUACGAGCCCAACGCGGCCGCAAAGGCCUCCGUCAGCGACUUGAAAGCGCUCUUGGAAAAGUCCAAAGACGACGUGAAAAUCGACGCCAUGAAACAGAUCAUCAUCGCCGUUUUGGGCGGCAACACCAUGCCCGAGCUCUUGAUGCACGUGAUCCGCUUCGUGAUGCCCUCGAAAAACAAAGAGUUGAAGAAGUUGUUGUACUUCUACUGGGAGGUCUGUCCCAAGAUGGAUACCAACGGCAAGAUGCGCCACGAGAUGAUUCUUGUGUGCAAUGCCAUCCAGCACGACUUGCAGCAUCCAAAUGAGUAUGUUCGCGGCAACACGUUGCGCUUUUUGUGCAAGUUGAAGGAGCCUGAGUUGUUGGAGACCUUGGUGCCUAACGUGCGCCAGUGUUUGGCGCACCGCCAUGCUUACGUGCGUAAGAACGCUGUGUUUGCGCUCUAUUCCAUCUACAAGACGUCGGAGCACUUGAUUCCCGAUGCGCCCGAGUUGAUCCGCGCGUUUUUGGACGACGAGUUCGACUCCGUCUGCAAGAGAAACGCAUUCGUGUGCUUGGCCGGCUUGGAUCGCGAGGCCACCUUGCAGUACAUCCAACAGACCGUUUCCGAUGACACCGAUCCGAUUUUGCAGUUGGCUUUCGUAGAGUUUAUCCGUCGUGACGGUGCCUCCGCUGCGCCCGGCUUGAGAGCUCGCUACGCGGCCUUUAUUACCGAGAUCAUCGAGAGUCCUUCCAGCUCCGUCGUGUACGAGGCCGCCAUCACUCUCAUUUCCUUGACUUCCGCCUCGAAAUCUAUCAUUUUGGCUGGUACAAAGCUCGUGGAGUUGGCCAACAAGGAGGCCGACAACAACGUCAAAAUCAUCACUUUGCAGCGUAUCAGCGAGCUCAACAAGAAACACCCAGGUCUCUUGCUGGGCUUGUCGCUUGAUUUGUUGGCUGUUUUGUCGACCCAGGACCUCGACGUCCGUCGUAAGGCUCUCGAUGUCACCUUGACACUUAUCACCAGCAGAAAUGUCGAGGACGUGGUGAAGUUGUUGAAGAAGGAGGUUCAGCGCUCUGCUGGCGUGGCUGAGGAGAACGGCUCCGAGUACCGCCAAUUGCUUAUCAAUACCAUCCACCUGCUUGCCAUCGAGUACGGUGAAGUCGCUACCAACGUAAUUGACUUAUUGUUGGAAUCCAUUGGUGACCUUUCCACCACUGCUGCUCGCGAUGUCAUCUCUUUUGUCAAGGAGGUGGUUGAGAAAUACCCAGCCUUGCGUUCUGACGUCGUGCACAAAUUAAUCAACAGCUUGCCAAAUGUCAAGUCUGGUACCGUUUUCCGUGGCGCCCUCUGGAUCUUGGGUGAAUACUCCGACAACGAAGGCAGCAUCAAGGACUCCUGGAAGUUCCUCCGCUCAAGCAUUGGUGAGGUGCCAAUCUUGGCCAGUGAAAGAAAGCACUUGGAAGGUACUGAGGAGGCUGAGGAUCCAAAGGAGUCAAAGGACGGCUCUAAGAAGGCUGGUCCAGUGGUGUUGCCAGACGGCACUUACGCAACCGAGACCGCUUUCUCCGCAAAGUUGGUUGUCUCGGAGAGCGACGACUCCAACCAGAUCAGAAAGUUGAUUUUGGGCGGUGACUUCUUUUUGGCUGCUGUUCUCUCGUCGACCCUCGUCAAGCUUGUCUUACGUCUAGAGACCCUUGGCAUUGCCGAGCAAAAAGUCAAUGUUUUGCGCGCAGAGGCAUUGUUGAUCAUGGUCUCUAUCUUGAGAGUUGGUGAGACCUCCUUCGUGAAAGAACGGAUUGAUGAGGACUCCGCUGAUCGUAUCCUCGCAUGCAUCAAGUUCUUGACUGGCGAAGAUGCCAGCGCACUGUUGGUGCGUCAAGGUUUCUUGGAGGAUACCCGCACAGCAUUCCAAACUCAAAUCGAGGCCGAACAAGAGAAAAAGAACGAGUCGAAGGCUAAAGAGUUCCAGGAGAACGUCGAGCAAGUGGACGACUGUAUUGCUUUCCGUCAAUUCGACAAGAACGACGGUGCAGAGGCUCUCGAAGAGGAGGAUGCUAUCUUCAAGACUUCUGCCGAAGACAAGGACUUGUCCUCGCGUCUUAAUAAAAUCCUUCAAUUGACUGGUUUCUCCGAUCCACUUUAUGCCGAGGCUUUUGUCAAGGUGCACCACCACGACAUCACAUUGGAGGUUAUGUUAGUCAACCAAACAACCACCACCAUGAGAAACUUGACUGCUGAGUUCGCCACGUUGGGAGAUAUCAAGAUUGUAGACCGUCCAGCCUCGACCAACUUGGGGCCACACGGAUUCCACCGUCUCUCGGUCACUUUCAAGGUCUCUGCAGCCGACACAGCCAUUAUCUUCGGUAACAUUGUCUACGACGGCCAGCACUCGGACGAGUCCAACAUCGUGAUCUUGAACGAGAUCCGCGUGGAUAUCAUGGACUACAUCAAGCCAGCCACCUGCUCGGAGAACACCUUCCGUAAGAUGUGGGCCGAGUUCGAGUGGGAGAACAAAAUCUCCAUCAAGGUGUCCAUGAGCUCCUUGAAGGAAUACUUGAAGGUAUUGAUGGAGAAGACCAACACCACGUGCUUGACGCCAGGUGCCAUCACCGGCGAAGAGUGCAACUUUUUGGCCGCCAACUUGUACUCUCGUUCGACGUUUGGUGAAGACGCCUUGGCCAAUUUGUCGAUCGAGAGACUGGCAGACGGAGUCAUUACAGGCCAUGUCCGUAUCCGCUCGGAGUCGCAGGGUUUGGCGAUCGCUCUUGGUGACAGAGUGGGCGAGAUCUCGCGUUCCAGCAAAACGAAUAUUCCUGUGAAAGUUUAG